Phytophthora nicotianae INRA-310 is the source of this 934-nucleotide messenger RNA. RefSeq lists its product as hypothetical. The transcript has 2 exons. The record is from RefSeq and is a predicted model, not a curated record. Lineage: Eukaryota; Oomycota; Peronosporomycetes; Peronosporales; Peronosporaceae. The coding region runs from base 152 to 673 and encodes 173 amino acids.
UGCACUUUUGGUUGGUCCGAGCCAACAGCUCUGCACAACUCCCCGGUCGUCGAGCUGCAUCUCUAGCGCUCACUUCUGCGUCUCCUGCGCCCUUUAGCAGUCCACUGAACACAUCCACAGCUUCGUCUGCGUCUCAAGUACCUGCUGCAGCAUGGGGAGCGAUGAGAAAGCCGUAGCUAAGUCUGCGGAGAAGGACACUGCCGGCCAGAAGCGCAAGGCUCCGGAAGGCGCGAAGAUCACGUCGUUCUUCAAGCCUGGGGACAAGAAGGAAGAGCCCCCCAAGGGGAAGAAGGAGGUUAGGAAAGAGAAGGAUCAACACGAGGAUGAGGACGACGACGAGGAUGAAGAAGAUGAGGACGCCGAGGAAGGAGAUGAUGACGAUGAUGUGGACGACAGCGAUGAGGAAGAUAUGGCGCCCAAGGAGAAGAAGCGGCGGACGCGCGAUAGCGACAGCGAGGACAGUGGCGACGAGUCGGAGCCCGAUCUCAAGAUGACAGAGGACGAUCUGAUCGGUGUCGACACGUCCAACAUCAUCCCGCGCUCACGACGUCGUGCUGCCGCGGCUGCCAUGGCGUUGGCCUCGGAGGAGAUCGCGGCUGCUAAGGGAGUCGCUCCUGCUGCAGCGAAUGGUGAUGACGAUGACGGCGAGUCCAGCGACGAGGCCGAGUUCUAAGCGUAAGCAACCGACACACUGAGUUUGCACAUUUGAGAUAUACGCUUUUCAAGCAUUGCUCUUAUCUAUCUAUUGGAGUGAACGGUUGUCAACAGUUGAUUGCUAGUGAACAUCCUACCACUAAUGUCUAACAGCCCUAGCUAGGCGGAACAAGGAGUUUCUCGAAAUGCCAGUAGGUAGCCUCAGCAGCACAGCCUCGCGCCAGCUUGUACGACAGCUUGUUUUAAGCGUGGAUCUCCAUCUGGACCAUGUCCAGACCGA